Messenger RNA from Drosophila hydei, 623 nucleotides. RefSeq lists its product as uncharacterized. The record is from RefSeq and is a predicted model, not a curated record. NCBI's taxonomy places the organism in Eukaryota, Metazoa, Arthropoda, Insecta, Diptera, Drosophilidae. Bases 9 to 623 code for a protein of 204 amino acids. The transcript has 4 exons.
CAUGGAAAAUGUUCAACAGCCUCCUCUCCAAUCGAUACAAUAAGAAACGCGAACUGUUCUAUGCACAAUACGAGGCGACACGUCAGCGCUAUGCCAAUCUGCCUCUCUAUCAGCGUCCAGAGGAGCCUUCGGGCAGCAAAUCGCUCAGAUGUGCGCGCAAGAGGAGAAAACCCGCAGACUACGAUUACGAUGAGUGGAUAGCUGGACACUCGGUGUCGAUUGUGGUACGUCGCGCCAUUGAAAACUGGAGCUGCUGCCAAUUAAUGGAGCGUGUGGGCAGUCUGAGCAGCGACGGCUGCAGCUGGCGCAGCUGGCCAACGGAGGCGGAUGAAGCUCUAGCUGAGCCGAGACGUUCGCUGCGUCUGGCGGAUAAGCCAAACUUAAGCCUUAAGCAAAUGAGCCAGCCAAGUUUGAAGGACACAAUUGGCUCAAUCAACUGGCAACAGCAGCGCGAGGACUCGCCAAGCUUGGCCGAGCAGCAGGCGCCGCUGACUUUUGUCGAUGGUUGCAGUCACCAGCUGGAGUGCAGCAUGUGCUGCAAGCAUUGCGACUUGCAACGGCAUUCGCUCGACGAUUGCCGCAAAUAUUUGCUUGCCACGCUGCCCAAAUCGAAGUUGGGCUGA